Linum trigynum is the source of this 285-nucleotide messenger RNA. Lineage: Eukaryota; Viridiplantae; Streptophyta; Magnoliopsida; Malpighiales; Linaceae. The record is from the annotation of a GenBank genome assembly.
AUGAUUUUGGUGAUGGGAAUGAUGAUCGAGCCAUCAACUGCAAGUUACCAACAAUGUUUCGUGAGGUGCCUCAGGACAUGUAUUUGGGAUGUUGCGUGCAUGUUCAGGUGCGGUAGUAACUGUCUUAUCACAGAUCCAAUCCAUAUCGACGAGAAGAAGAAGAACAACGUCAAGUUCUGUAAUUUGGGAUGCAUUGCUACUACUCUCACUGCUCGAAAUCCGUCAGGUAAUCGUAGAUUCCGUUGUUUCGACGAAGUUCGUCAUUGGGAUCUUUUGAUAAUGUAA